AAAAAAACAAAAAAAACCGCGAGCUUGUGAGACAUAAGAGAGAAGACGAACAGAGUGUUCACAAACCCUAACAUUUCAGAAAGACGAUUACUCGAUAACACAGAAGAGAGAUUAAAUGGUAAAUCUCAUGCGGAAGUUCGCAAAAUCGAUUGGUAGACCGGGAACAGAAUUUUGGAGAGGGGAAGAUAUGAUAAGCGCAUUACCUGAUCAUUUGCUAUGUCAUAUACUUAUUUUUCUUUCUACUGAUGAAUCUGUUUUGACGAGUGUUUUGUCUUCUAGAUGGAGAAAUCUCUGGAAAUGGGUUCCUAGGUUAGACUUAAACACCUCUGAUUUCCCAUACCCUAAUGACGUAACUUGUGCGGCUUUCAUCGACAAGUUUCUGAAUCUUUAUAACGAAUCCUACUUGCGGGAAUUCAAGUUAAGAAUUGACCAAGCUAACUUUCGCAGUAAUGUAUCUCUUUAUGAGCCGUGUCUUGGUGUAGUGAUUAAGAAGCCCAACGUUCGGCAUUUCCAAGUUGAGAGUGAUCUGCUUGAGCAUUGGUGCACUAGUGAGAUACGAUUAACCCUUUCUGCUUGCCAGGCAUUGGUAUGCUUAAAGCUCCAUUUAGUAUGGCUGAAUGACUUUGAGUCUCUAUCUUUGCCCUGUCUCAAGAUCAUGUACUUGGAAGACGUUGUAUUUCCUAGCGAUGCGGCUGCAGAGACGCUAAUCUCGUGCUCUCCGGUUCUUGAAGAUUUAAAACUAAGCCUCCAUAGAGAUGAUGUUGUAGUUGUUCUACGUGUCUACUCACAGUCACUAAAGAGCUUCACUCUAAAACGGGCGGUUCCUGUUUAUGCUAUAAACGGUGCACAUACAGUGUUGGUCGAUACUCCGAGGCUUGUGUAUAUGAGUCUCAUAGAUUACCAAUUCAAAAGCUUCAAGAUAAUCAGCAUGAGUGACUAUGUCAAGGUUGAUCUUGAUGUCGACUUUGAACUGAUGCGUGAUGAAUUAUCGGAAAGAAAUAUUGUCUAUGAUCUUCUCAACAAUUUUUCAGGUGUUAGAAAUAUGACCAUCUCGUGGACAACUCUUAAGUUUAUCCAUAGAUUCCAUGACAUGAACCCACUACCCAAAUUUCGUGACUUGACCCGUUUGCGUGCAACUAUGUCCUCAGACGCCUCUCUGGAAGUGUUGCGAAUCGUUCUUGAGAGCUGCCCGAAGCUGAAACACUUUCACUUCACCUUGGAAUUGGUUAAUGAUUUUCCAGAGGCAGUAAUAACUGGAUUCUCGAGAGUGUUACCUCGUUGUUUGGUAUUUUCCCUUGAAUCCGUUGAAAUGGAAAGCCCGAUCACGGAGAAAGCAACGGAACUGAAACUGGUAAGAUACUUUCUGGAGAACUCAGCAACACUCAAGAAGCUUGUUCUACUUCUGAAUCAUGAGUCUACUGGAGAGAAACACGAGCCUGGUGUCUUGAAACAACUCAUUGAAUCUCCAAGACGCUCUAGUUUGUGUCAAUUUGAAGUUCUUGCAGUGCCUCCAAAUCCGGAACCGUGGUGGAUUUAUGUAAAACCCCAGAGGUUUCUUUAGUGCUAUCGCUGAUGAAAUUCUCAUACCUUCCUUUAUGUUACUCUAUUUUUAUUACGUCUAUGUUGUAACCUACAUCAAAGUUGCAUUUGACAAAGGAAGGGGACGGUCUAGUCCAAAAGUUUGCCACUAGGUUCCACUACCUCAUGUCGUUCGUUUGAAUCACCAUCUUGUGCAAGUAGCUUGAAUCCAUUCUUUUACAUCCGCUUGGAAUUUGUAAAACUACUCUGGAAGAGUUUUUGGUAUUUUGUAAUGCCUUGGGUCUUUUGAAAGUCUAAAAAUGUGGGAUAUGUUUUCGGAGAUUUGUGAUAUUGUUAAAGGGAUAUUUUGACAGUCUCUAAAUCUUCAUGGAAAAAGGGCAAGUGAAGAGGGUAUACUUGAUGCUUCUCUUCGGAAAGGCAACAUAUUUGGCACAGUCGAUUAAUCUGAAUUCCUCUUGAAUUGAUUGUUCUUUGGUAAGGUUGGUAAUUUCCAUACUGAGUUCUACAAAGAAACAGAGUCUACAUUAGACGGAGGAUCAUGAGUAAGAUAACCAAUAACACUAGUUCAAAA
Arabidopsis thaliana (thale cress) is the source of this 2110-nucleotide messenger RNA. Its product is annotated as F-box/FBD-like domains containing protein. The transcript is spliced from 4 exons. Lineage: Eukaryota; Viridiplantae; Streptophyta; Magnoliopsida; Brassicales; Brassicaceae. Bases 116 to 1561 code for a protein of 481 amino acids. The record is from RefSeq and is marked reviewed.